CAGCGCAGACCACCAGGCGCAGCAGUGAAGCGCGUCUCUCUCUCUGCUGACUCAGUGCCUUAACAGCAGUCGCUUCUCCCGGUGAUCCAGCAUCCAGGCGCACAUUUCUCUGACCGGCCCAUCCCAGCUAUACCCUUCAGACAUGGCUAAAACCGCAGUCGCUUACAAAGAGAAGAUGAAGGAGAUUUCCGUCCUCUCGCUCAUAUGCUCCUGUCUGUACCCUGAGAGCCGAAAAAACAUUUUGGGGGACUUUGAAGAUAUGGAUAUCAAGCCAAUCAACAAACGGGCAUCAGGUCAAGCAUUUGAGGUCAUCCUUAAGCCACCCUCUCCUACAUCCGAUGUGGCUCACUGCAUCACCAGCCCCCCAAAGAGGGACAUCUCCCUGGAGGACAUCCAGAAGAAGCUGGAGGCGGCCGAGGACAGGAGGAGAUCCCAGGAGGCGCAGAUCCUGCGGAUCCUUGCCGAGAAACGUGAACACGAGCGCGAAGUGCUGCUGAAGGCCAUGGAGGAGAACAGCAACUUCAGCCGCAUGGCUGAGGAGAAGCUGCAGGUGAAGAUGGAACAGAUCGAGGAGAACCGGCAGGCCUACCUGGCGGCCAUCAUGGAGCGCCUGCAGGAGAAGGAGAGGCAUGCUCAGGAAGUGCGCAGAAACAAGGAGCUGAGAGAAGAGUUGAUGCCGUGAGAGGCCCUCAACUGCCUCUACGACCCCCCCGCCCCCACCACCUCCAGUCACCACAACCUGUCCGAGGAACACCUCCCUCCCCACCUCGCCCUACAUGUCCACACCUAUCCACCCGUCCCUGCUGACAUCCCCCCACCCCUCCCCCUGUAUUGCUACGAAACGCCCCCCUGGGAUAGAGGGAGGUUCAAAUAAAGUUGGGGGUGGAAAGGAUUGCAAAAAAAUUUGAAAAAAAGGGGGAAAACUAUCAUCUCCCGUCCUUAAAUAAAAAAGAAUGUUUUUGCUCAAACGUGAAGAAAAAAAAUCCAAUUGACGCCUGACAAUGUUUUUUGUAAAUACUUUUUUUUUGUUAUAUACGAUUCAAUACAAGCAGCAAAAGUAUUGAUUGCAGUGUGCCAUUUUUAUAUAGGUUUCCUCUCCCUGCAUACAUAUAUAUAUAUACAUAUAUAUAUGGAUGUGAUGAUCUUUUCAUUUUCCCUUUCCUUCCUCUCAUUUCAGCCUAAGAAUGUUUGUUUUAGGUUUCUCUCGUGUGGUAACAAGCUUAGGUGUUUGUUGUGAGUUUGCCAGCUAGCUGAUGUUUUGCUGUGAACAGGUUGCACCUCCCCACCAUAAAAGCCUGCAUGCACAAGGUGAAAUAGGAGUCCUUUGCAUUCACUUGCAGAAAAGUUGCUAGAAGGAAAGGUGGAAAUAAGGGGUGGGUUCAAUUUUGCAAGCUUGCUUUUUGUGGGGGACUGCAAGCUGUUUCCACACAUCCGCUCCUGUGAAAAUAAGUAGUGACUGUACUGCAGGAGAACACUAUAGCAUUUAAAGAGUCCGCCCUCAUCCUCCUUCCCUUCAUUCCCAUCUCUUUUCACAUAGACCGUAAAAAAUCACUCACAUGCUCUCCACACAGCACAGGAAAAUACCGUUUGACGCGCCAUUGAUCUCUUAAAGCUUCCUCAAUAAAUGGUGUCUUUACAUUGUCAGAAGCCACUGUUACAUUAAGCACCACUGUUAAAGUUAUCGUGCAUCUUUACGACACUGGAGCUCAUCCAUCUCCAACUGUUACCAUCAUACUACGAAAAAAAACUUGCUUGAUCCAUCAUCAACUCCUCUUGGUCUGUUCAUCAUCAAAUCAUUAAACCUUCCCCUUGAAACACAGUAAAUAGUGGCACAAUGAAGAUAUUUAAGCCAUAAGAGGCAUAACUGCAACAGUGAUCCAUGGAACACAGUAUUUCUAGGAGUAAACGUAAAUAUAAGAUGCAAGGAACGGUGCUGUACUGGGAUGGUCACACACGCACAGUUGGCCCGUGGAAGUGUGUGAGUGGGUGUGUGAGUGUACUGCACUAAGACUGGAUAGUUAGCGUGUUGAUCUGUUUAGAAAUAAAAACAAACAACAAUACAGCGUGUAAUGGUUGUCAGAAAGCUAGAAUCAGACAGUUAGUUUCCUUCUUGACUCUUUCUCUCCUCCGUCCAUUUGUGUGUUUCCUCUUCUUCCACGUAUAUCUUUGUGAGCAAGCAGUGGUUAAUAAAGAUUUGGGGUUCAGUGAAUAAAA
This is a messenger RNA of Cyprinodon tularosa, 2214 nucleotides long. RefSeq names its product stathmin 2b (gene stmn2b). Gene Ontology annotation, molecular function: tubulin binding. Gene Ontology annotation, biological process: neuron projection development; microtubule depolymerization; regulation of microtubule polymerization or depolymerization. The coding region runs from base 143 to 682 and encodes 179 amino acids. Gene Ontology annotation, cellular component: growth cone; cytoplasm; neuron projection. The transcript is spliced from 5 exons. The record is from RefSeq and is a predicted model, not a curated record. Lineage: Eukaryota; Metazoa; Chordata; Actinopteri; Cyprinodontiformes; Cyprinodontidae.